GGUGUACUCAGCAGAUUCAGUCAAAUACAGCCAAAGUUAAUAUUCUCAGUAAACGCAGUGGUAUACAAUGGCAAAACACAUAAUCAUUUUGACAAACUGAAAUGUGUCGUGGAUGAGCUGACAAACAUUGAAAAAGUUGUCAUCGUCCCGUUUGUUGGAAAGGAAGAGGACAUUCAAAUGCCUGAUAUACCAAACAGUGUCUUGCUGUCUGAGUUUUUGAAAUCUGGUUGUCAAAAUGACGGUUCAUAUCCGGCACUUACAUUUGAGCAACUUCCAUUCAAUCACCCCCUCUAUAUCAUGUAUUCAUCAGGAACUACAGGAGAGCCUAAAUGUAUGGUUCACUCUGCUGGAGUAAGUAUUAUGGUGACUUCCAUUCAAUCACCCCCUCUAUAUCAUGUAUUCAUCAGGUACUACAGGAGAGCCUAAAUGCAUGGUUCACUCUGCUGGAGUAAGUAUUAUGGUAACUUCCAUUCAAUCACCCCCUCUAUAUCAUGUAUUCAUCAGGUACUACAGGAGAG
Molecule: messenger RNA, 518 nt
Organism: Anneissia japonica
Lineage: Eukaryota; Metazoa; Echinodermata; Crinoidea; Comatulida; Comatulidae
Product: acetoacetyl-CoA synthetase-like
Exons: 2
Cellular component (GO): cytosol
Molecular function (GO): acetoacetate-CoA ligase activity
Source: RefSeq, a predicted model, not a curated record